Messenger RNA from Salvia hispanica, 663 nucleotides. NCBI's taxonomy places the organism in Eukaryota, Viridiplantae, Streptophyta, Magnoliopsida, Lamiales, Lamiaceae. The record is from RefSeq and is a predicted model, not a curated record.
AUGCGAUCCAACGACGACAUGAAUACGAGCAUGGGCUCGUCCAUGCCGCCGCAGAGACCGCGACAGGUUCUUGCUCAGCCACGCCGGUCGCCGAUGCUGGUGGAGAGAGACGGAGCUCGCUGCUCGUCCGAGAAAGAGUACAAGUUUGUGCUCACUACUCCACGCCCCCCAGUGCUGGCGGCUAAUGCUGCGCAGGCACUGCGAGAUGCGCAUAGAUGGUGGCAUAAGGCGAAUGAGAUGGCUAAGUGCUACAUGUUGGCAUAUAUGUCUUCAGUGCUCAAGCAUCAGCAUUCUGCCAUGGAAACUGCCGCCGAGAUUAUGCAAAAUCUUGCAAAUCUUUUUGGUACUCAAAAUCGAACGGCUAAGUCUCAAGCCUUUCGGAGUAUCAUGACGAAGACUAUGAAGGAAGGCACAUCUGUGAGGCAACAUGUCCUCGAGAUGAUGAGCCACCUCAACCAGAUUGAGGUUUUAGGAGGGACGAUCGAUCCCGAGUCCCAGAUUACUAUAAUUCUUCAGAGUCUUCCCCCUAGCUUCCAGCAGUUCAAGCUCAAUUUUGAGAUGAACAAGCGGGAUUACACUUUGGCUGAGCUGCUGACUGAACUUCAGUCGGCGGAGGACCUUAUGGUUCAAGCUAAGAGUAGCUAUGCUGAGUUUGGCGCCUAA